Pipistrellus nathusii (Nathusius's pipistrelle) is the source of this 1101-nucleotide messenger RNA. The record is from the annotation of a GenBank genome assembly. NCBI's taxonomy places the organism in Eukaryota, Metazoa, Chordata, Mammalia, Chiroptera, Vespertilionidae.
AUGCCUCACGAGAAGAGUUUCUUGGUGUCCGGGGACAACUAUCCUCCCCCAAACCCUGGAUACCCCGGGGUGGCCCAGGCCCCCGUGGUCCCUUAUCCCGGGGCCCCUUACCCACAGGUCCAGUUCCAGCCUUCCCCCUAUGCCCAGCCAGGGUAUCCCCAGGCCCCCGGUUCCUACCCCCAAGGGGGUUACCCUCAGGCCCCUUACCCCCAAGCAGAUUACCCCCAAGGUCCCUACCCCCAAGGGGGAUACCCCCAGGGCCCCUACCCCCAAGGGGGCUACCCUCAGGGGCCAUAUCCACAGAGCCCCUUUCCACCCAACCCCUAUGGACAGCCACAGGCCUUUCCGAUCCAGGACCCUGGCUCCCCUCCGCAUGGGACCUAUCACGAGGAUGGACCCCCGUCCUACUAUGGCAACCAGGACUUGCCUGCCAUCAACUGGGAUGACAAGAGCAUCCGCCAGGCUUUCAUCCGGAAGGUGUUCCUGGUGCUGACCCUGCAGCUGUCCCUGACGCUGUCCACCGUGGCCGUGUUCACGUUCAUCAAGGAAGUGAAGAACUUCGUCCGGGAGAACGUCUGGACCUACUAUGUCUCCUACGCCGUCUUCUUCAUCUCCCUCAUCGCCCUCAGCUGCUGCGGGGAGUUCCGCCGAAAGUACCCCUGGAACCUCAUUGCACUGUCGAUCCUGACCAUCAGCCUGUCCUACAUGGUGGGCGUGAUCGCCAGCUUCUACGACACCGAGGCGGUCAUCAUGGCUGUAGGCAUCACCACCAUCGUCUGCUUCACGGUGGUCAUCUUCUCCUUGCAGACCCGCUACGACUUCACGUCGUGCAUGGGCGUGCUGCUGGUGAGCAUGGUGGUGCUGAUCCUCUUCGCCAUCCUCUGCAUCUUCAUCCGCAACCGCAUCCUGGAGAUCGUGUACGCCUCGCUGGGCGCGCUGCUCUUCACCUGCUUCCUGGCAGUGGACACCCAGCUGCUGCUGGGGAACAAGCAGCUGUCGCUGAGCCCGGAGGAGUACGUGUUCGCAGCACUCAACCUGUACACAGACAUCAUCAACAUCUUCCUGUUCAUCCUCACCAUCAUCGGCCGUGCCAAGGAGUAG